AUGCGUGAGAUUGUUCACCUCCAGACCGGUCAGUGCGGUAACCAGAUUGGUGCCGCUUUCUGGCAGACCAUCUCUGGCGAGCAUGGCCUCGACUCCAGCGGUGUCUACAAUGGUACUUCCGAGCUCCAGCUCGAGCGCAUGAAUGUCUACUUCAACGAGGCCUCCGGUAACAAGUAUGUUCCUCGCGCCGUCCUCAUCGAUCUCGAGCCUGGUACCAUGGACGCUGUCCGUGCCGGUCCCUUUGGCCAGCUCUUCCGCCCCGACAACUUUGUUUUCGGUCAGUCUGGUGCUGGCAACAACUGGGCCAAGGGUCAUUACACAGAGGGUGCUGAGCUCGUUGACCAGGUCCUCGAUGUCGUUCGUCGUGAGGCCGAAGGCUGCGACUGCCUUCAGGGUUUCCAGAUCACCCACUCUCUCGGUGGUGGUACUGGUGCUGGUAUGGGUACUCUGCUCAUCUCCAAGAUCCGCGAAGAGUUUCCCGACCGCAUGAUGGCCACCUUCUCCGUUGUCCCCUCCCCCGGCAACUCCGACACCGUUGUCGAACCCUACAACGCCACUCUCUCCGUACAUCAGCUCGUUGAGAACUCUGACGAGACCUUCUGUAUCGACAACCAGGCCCUGUACGAUAUCUGCAUGCGUACCCUUAAGCUGUCCAACCCCUCGUACGGUGACCUUAACCACCUCGUCUCCGUCGUCAUGUCCGGCAUCACCACCUGCCUGCGUUUCCCUGGUCAGCUCAACUCGGAUCUUCGCAAGCUCGCCGUCAACAUGGUUCCCUUCCCCCGUCUUCACUUUUUUAUGGUCGGCUUCGCUCCCCUGACCAGCCGUGGCGCUCACUCGUUCCGCGCCGUCUCCGUCCCUGAGCUUACCCAGCAGAUGUUCGACCCCAAGAACAUGAUGGCUGCCUCUGACUUCCGCAACGGUCGCUACCUGACCUGCUCUGCCAUUUUCCGUGGUAAGGUUGCCAUGAAGGAGGUUGAGGAUCAGAUGCGUAAUGUGCAGAGCAAGAACGCCAGCUACUUCGUGGAGUGGAUCCCCAACAACAUCCAGAACGCUCUUUGCGCUGUUCCCCCUCGCGGUCUUAAGAUGUCGUCUACCUUCAUUGGUAACUCGACCUCGAUCCAGGAUCUCUUCAAGCGUGUCGGUGAGCAGUUCUCUGCCAUGUUCCGUCGCAAGGCUUUCCUUCAUUGGUACACUGGCGAGGGUAUGGACGAGAUGGAGUUCACUGAGGCUGAGUCCAACAUGAACGAUCUUAUCUCCGAAUACCAGCAGUACCAGGAUGCUGGUAUUGAUGAUGAGGAAGAGGAGUACGAGGAGGAGGCUCCCCUCGAGACUGAGGAGCUCAUGUAA
Messenger RNA from Cordyceps militaris CM01, 1350 nucleotides. Its product is annotated as tubulin beta chain. Lineage: Eukaryota; Fungi; Ascomycota; Sordariomycetes; Hypocreales; Cordycipitaceae. The coding region runs from base 1 to 1350 and encodes 449 amino acids. The record is from RefSeq and is a predicted model, not a curated record. Gene Ontology annotation, molecular function: structural constituent of cytoskeleton; GTPase activity; GTP binding. Gene Ontology annotation, biological process: mitotic cell cycle; microtubule cytoskeleton organization. Gene Ontology annotation, cellular component: cytoplasm; microtubule. The transcript is spliced from 5 exons.